AUGCCCCGGGGUCAAAAGAGUAAGCAGCGGGCCCGAGAGAAGCGCCGCCAGGCCCAGACCCAAGGAGAAGAAUCAAAGGAUGGGGAGCAUGCACAAGCCACCGUAGUAGAAAAAGAAGAGUCACUCUCUUUCUCAGCUUCCAAUACCAAAUGUAGUAUCCAAGGGCCACCUGCUGCUGGAGCACCUGGCACUGAGCAAAAGCCUGAAAGAGCCACUGGUGCUGUUGCAGCUGAUUCACACACCAGCAGCCAGGUUGGCAGAAAGCCAAAUGCCCAAGGUGCUGCUAAGCAUUUGCAAGGGGGCCCUCUAGCAGAGAAGGUUGCCAUGCUGGUACAUUACCUGCUCAUAAAGUAUCAGCUGAAAGAGUCUGUUACCAAGUCUGAUAUGCUGAAAAAUGUAGUCCAGACAUACAAGAAUCACUUCCCUGAGAUCCUGAAGAAAGCUUCGGAACGUCUGGAGCUGGUGUUUGGCCUUGAUCUUAAAGAAGUGGAUCACAACAGAAGCAUUUAUGUCCUGGUCAACAAAUUGGAGGCCAACUGCAACACAACAGUGAAUGAGAGCAGUGGUGUGCCGAAGACGGGCCUGCUGAUGAUUAUCUUGGGUGUGAUCUUCACCAAGGGCAACUGCGCCGCUGAAGAGCAAGUCUGGGAUGUGCUGAGUAUGAUGGGAAUAUAUAAAGAUAGCAUUCACUUCAUUUUUGGGGAUCCGAAGAAGGUCGUUACUGAAGAUUUGGUGCAGGCCAAGUACCUGGAAUACCGCCAGGUGGCGAAUAGUGAUCCUCCACGCUAUGAGUUGCUGUGGGGCCCAAGAUCUUAUGCUGAAACCACCAAGAUGAGAGUCCUUGAGUUUUUGGCCAAGAUCCAUGAUACAGUGCCCAGUUCCUUUCCAACCUGGUACGAAGAGGCACUGAGAGAUGAGGAAGAGCGAGCCCAAGCCCGAGUUGCAGCCAGGGCUCGCAUUAGUGCCAUAGCCAGUGCCCGUUCCAAGGCCUUGUCCAGCAGCUUGUGCCCCAAAAAACUCAUCAUGCCUAGGGGUCAGAAGAGUAAACUCCGUGCCCGGGAAAAACGCCGUCAGCUCCAAACAGAUCCUGAAAAUCUGGUGGGUGCACAAGCCCCUAUAUCAAAGGAAUCUGAAUCUUCUCCCUCCUCAUCUCAUUCCAAGGAUGGGCCCCAGGAUUCACUUACUGAGCCACGCAGCAAUCUCCAAGAUUCUAAGCCAGUCACAUCCACCACGACUGCUGAAGCUGUUCCAGCCAAAGGAUCAGAUGAAGGCACCAGAAAACCAGGAUCCACCCAAAGCCAGUCAGCCACAAACAGAUUCCCCAAUGGUCCUCUAGAUGAGAGGAUAAUUAUGCUAGUGCAUUAUCUGCUGUACAAGUAUCAAAUGAAACAGCCUAUUUGGAAGGCAGAAAUGCUGAAAAAUAUAAUCCAAACAUACAGAAGCCAAUUCAAUGAGAUCCUGAGGAAAGCAUCUGAGCACCUGGAGCUGAUUUUUGGCCUUGACCUGAAGGAAGUGGAUCCCAACAAGCACAUCUAUGUGCUUGUCGACAAAUUGGAAUCAAAUUGUGAUGGGAGGCUGAGUGAUGACAUAGGUGUCCCCAAGACUGGCCUGCUGAUGACAAUCUUGGGUGUGAUCUUUACCAACAGCAAUUGUGCCGCUGAAGAGAAAGUCUGGCAAGUGUUAAACAUGAUGGGGCUAUAUGAAAAGAGCGAGCACUUUGUCUUUGGGAAUGUUAGGAAGCUCAUCACCCAAGACUUCGUGGCAGAUAAGUACCUGGAAUAUCGCCAGGUGCCUGAUAGUGAUCCUCCACGCUAUGAGUUUCUGUGGGGUUCAAGGGCUCAUGCUGAAACCAGCAAAAUGAAAGUCCUUGAGUUUUUGUCUAAGAUCCACGAUACCGUGCCCAGUGCCUUCCCAGAUUGGUAUGAAGAGGCACUGAAAGAUGAGGAAGAGCGAGCCCAAGCCCGAGCUGCAGCCAAGGCUCGCAUUAGUGCCAUGGCCAGUGCCCGUUCUGCAGCCAUGUCUAAGGGCGCCUCUCAUUCUCAAUAA
Ochotona curzoniae (black-lipped pika) is the source of this 2046-nucleotide messenger RNA. Its product is annotated as trophinin-like. Bases 1 to 2046 code for a protein of 681 amino acids. Gene Ontology annotation, cellular component: nucleus. The transcript is spliced from 2 exons. Lineage: Eukaryota; Metazoa; Chordata; Mammalia; Lagomorpha; Ochotonidae. The record is from RefSeq and is a predicted model, not a curated record. Gene Ontology annotation, biological process: negative regulation of transcription by RNA polymerase II.